Messenger RNA from Naumovozyma castellii, 1563 nucleotides. It is a transcript of the gene NAB2, whose product is annotated as mRNA-binding protein NAB2. Bases 1 to 1563 code for a protein of 520 amino acids. The transcript has a single exon. NCBI's taxonomy places the organism in Eukaryota, Fungi, Ascomycota, Saccharomycetes, Saccharomycetales, Saccharomycetaceae. The record is from RefSeq and is a predicted model, not a curated record.
AUGUCUCAAGAACAAUAUAACGAAAGCUUAAAGACCAUUGUUGCUGAAAAGCUAAAUGGGAUCCCUAACUUCAAUGAAGACAUUAAAUACGUUGCCGAAUAUAUCGUUCUGUUGAUUAGUAAUGGUGGAACUGUCGAAGGUGUAGUUACAGAACUAUCAACUCUAUUUGAUACCCUAUCCACAGAGACGUUAAUGGAUGUAGUUCAAACAACCUUUUUUGCCUUAGAAGCAUUACAACAGGGUGAACCUACUGAAGUUAUCGUGGCUAAGAUACGUGAAAUGAACGCUGCCGCUGCUGGUCAAGGCCAACCACAAGCUCAGGUUGCACCUGCUAUUCAAGAACCUAGUUUCCAAGAUAGUAGUAGUAUGGACACCACUCAAGAGCCAGAAGCUAUUCCAAAAGUGGAAGUUCCUAUGGUUUCUGCAUUUGCCAAUGUAGUCUCUGUUCCAACUGGUCCUUCUUCUUCAACUCCAGCUCAUGAAGAUUUCCAAUUCAGAGAUAAUUUCAAACCGCAACGAGGUGGUCGUGGUGGAUCUCGUGGUGGUAUCGGUAAGAACGGCAGGGGAGGUGCUCGUGGUGGUGCUCGUGGUGGAAUCCGUAACAACACUCGUGGUACCAGAUUUAAUCCCUUAGCCAGAGCACUAGGUAUGGCCGAUGAUGAAAAUGUUAACUUUGUCAGACAUAAAAAGGAAGGUCGUUGUAAAGUAUUCCCUCAUUGUCCAUUGGGUAAAUCGUGUCCACAUGCUCAUCCAACUAAAGUUUGUGAAAAUUAUCCAAAUUGUCCAAAUCCACCAGGAACAUGUGAAUACUUACAUCCAUCAGAAGAUGAAGAGUUAAUGAAAGAAAUUGAAAAGACUCGUGAAGAAUUUAGACAAAGAAGAGACGCUAUGCUUGCCGCUAGAACGAAGCCAAUUCAAACAGGUAUCGUUCUUUGUAAGUUUGGUGCCGUUUGUUCCAAUCCUUCCUGUCCAUUUGGUCAUCCAACGCCUGCUAAUGAAGAUGCCAAGGUUAUUGAUUUAAUGUGGUGUGCUAAUAAUUUAGAAUGUAAGGAUCCACAAUGUAAGAAGGCCCAUUCAUCCAUCUCAAAGAUUAAACCAGUGCAACCAAUGGGUGGUGCUAAGAAGCCAACGGCCGCAUCAGCAACCCCAUUCCAAUCUGCUCCAGCCAGCCAUGGCCCAGUGGAAAAAGUUUUGGAACAAUGUAAAUAUGGUACCCGUUGUACUAAUAAGCGUUGUAAGUUUAGACAUGCACGUUCUCACGUGAUGUGCCGUGAUGGUGCCAAUUGUACCAGAUUAGACUGUUUAUUCAGUCACCCAAUCAAUGAAGAUUGUAGAUUUGGUAUCGAUUGUAAGAACCCAAAUUGUUUGUUUAGGCAUCCAGAGGGAAGACAGGUUCCCAACGGAAAUAAUAAUGCACAACCUGGUUUCAAGCAACAGAUCCAAAUCGGCCCCACAAAUGAAAGGGCCUUUGCUUUACCUGAAGGGGAUCAUAUUCAAGCUGCUCCAAAUCAAGACGGUCAAGCUCCAUUCCCAAGUGUGAGUGAAGACGCAGACAUGAAUUAA